CAGCUGAUAAAAUUAAAUUUUGAUAUUUUGAUUUAUAUUUGUUUUUAUGGUGGAGCAUUUGUAACUUUCAUUUAAAUGUUCUAAAUCGUUUGCAACAUCUUGUCAUCUCUUCAGCUGUUUUUUGGUAAAAUUGGUUUAGUGUUUGAAGGCGAAUUAGUGCGUCGAUAUCGAUUCAUGAAUAUAAUUCCUUUAACCCGAAGGUCACAUGAAAAAUACGUAUUGUAAUUUGUAGGACCACGUCAUUUUAAUUAUUUCGGUAUAAAGUUAGACCACAAUAAUACCCGCAACAAUGGCUUCGAGUUCCAGUACAGAGCAUACUGUUAAAGACAAUGCAGGAGAUGGUGCACAAAACCCAGAAACCAAAGAGGAAGAUAAGAAGGAUGAUUCCAUGUUUGAGUGCAAUAUAUGCUUAGAUACUGCUAGAGAUGCUGUUGUCAGCAUGUGCGGACACUUGUUUUGUUGGCCAUGUUUGCAUCAAUGGCUUGAAACGAGGCCGAAUAGACAAGUCUGCCCGGUAUGUAAAGCGGCCAUAAGUAAAGAAAAAGUGGUACCGCUGUACGGAAGAGGCAGUAGCAAACAGGAGGACCCGAGGGAAAAAGUACCACCGAGGCCGGCUGGCCAACGAACUGAACAAGAGCCUGGGAAUUCCUUCUCAGGUUUUGGUUUUGGCGAUAAUACUUUUCACAUGUCAUUCGGUAUAGGUGCGUUUCCAUUUGGCUUUUUUACCUCGACGUUUAAUAUCGGCGAUCAGAGGCCCCACGCAGCACCUCAAGGAACCCAACAGCACAUGGAAGAACAGUUUUUAUCUAAAAUUUUCCUUUGGCUCGCUAUAGUAUUUCUAACGUGGCUAUUGAUGGCUUAAGGUUUAUAUUUUUCACGAAUUUAACCAUCUUUUCACUUAAACUUUUAAAACCAAACUAUAAACGAGACCAUGAGUCAAAUAGAAAUUUCUUGUAAUAUUAUUGUUAUUAAAAUUUUUAGAUUAUAUGUAUAUCUACAAUUUGUGUUAAAAAGGGCUGUUAAUGCAGCUUAGUCGGUGGUCGCAUCUUAUGGUGGUGUCGGAUUAAUGGAUAUUGAAGAAAAUUGUUAUUUCUGUAUUGUCAAAUUUGAACAUUUGUUUUCAAACAGUGGAAUAUUUUGUAAUUCGUUUGUGUUCCUCAGUAACUUCGAGAAGAAGGCUGAAUUAAUUAUAUUAAGCUGGAUUAACAACAUCCAGUCCAAUGGUACUAAGCUCUAAUAUUUAACAACGAUGAUUCUUUGGACACUUCAGAAAAGACUCAUGUACCUACUAUUCUAGCCAAAUAGAAAAAAAUAUUUAUUUAUUUAAAGAAAUGUGCGUAUACUUGGAUGAUCCCUACUUCUGUUGCAAGCAAGUGUUUAGGAUUAAAUCGAAACCUGACAUUAAUAUUUCAGGUA
This is a messenger RNA of Phyllotreta striolata, 1416 nucleotides long. Lineage: Eukaryota; Metazoa; Arthropoda; Insecta; Coleoptera; Chrysomelidae. The record is from the annotation of a GenBank genome assembly.